GCGGGUCCCCCUCGAUUUCCGGCUUCAGGGGACGCGUCGCCCCCGUAGCUCUAACGUGGACGACCCCCCCAACCCCCGCGGCCCGGCCAAGUCCAUGCCAAGGGCUCCCUGCUCAGCACCGACAUGGCUGAGAACUCCCCACCGCCCCCUUCCCCCGCUGCAGCCCCGGUGGCUGAACCCGGAGUCACGGAGCCGGGGCCCCAGAGCCCCCCUCCCUCCCCUCCUGGCCCAGAAGAGCCCAUGGACGGAGUUGACCCAGAAGUCCCUCACCCGGACCUGGCCCCCGUUGCCUUCUUCUGCCUGCGACAGACCACCAGCCCCCGGAACUGGUGCAUCAAGAUGGUGUGUAACCCGUGGUUUGAAUGUAUCAGCAUGCUGGUGAUCCUGCUGAACUGCGUGACCCUCGGCAUGUACCAGCCGUGCGACGACAUGGAUUGCCUGUCAGAGCGCUGCAAGAUCCUGCAGGUCUUUGACGACUUCAUCUUUGUCUUCUUUGCCAUGGAGAUGGUGCUCAAGAUGGUGGCCCUGGGCAUUUUUGGCAAGAAGUGCUACCUUGGGGACACAUGGAACCGACUGGAUUUCUUCAUUGUCAUGGCAGGGAUGGUCGAGUACUCCCUGGACCUCCAGAACAUCAACCUGUCGGCCAUCCGUACCGUGCGCGUCCUGAGGCCCCUCAAAGCCAUCAACCGUGUGCCCAGUAUGCGGAUCCUGGUGAACCUGCUCCUGGACACACUGCCCAUGCUGGGGAAUGUCCUCCUGCUUUGCUUCUUUGUCUUCUUCAUCUUUGGCAUCAUCGGCGUGCAGCUCUGGGCCGGCCUGCUUCGCAACCGCUGCUUCCUGGAGGAGAACUUCACCAUACAAGGGGACGUGGCUCUGCCCCCCUACUACCAGCCGGAGGAGGACGACGAGAUGCCCUUCAUCUGCUCCCUGUCGGGGGACAACGGCAUCAUGGGCUGCCACGAGAUCCCUCCGCUCAAGGAGCAGGGCCGCGAGUGCUGCCUGUCCAAGGACGACGUCUACGACUUCGGGGCGGGCCGCCAGGACCUCAACGCCAGUGGGCUCUGCGUCAACUGGAACCGCUACUACAACGUGUGCCGCACGGGCAGCGCCAACCCCCACAAGGGCGCCAUCAACUUUGACAACAUCGGCUAUGCCUGGAUAGUCAUUUUCCAGGUGAUCACUCUGGAAGGCUGGGUGGAGAUCAUGUACUAUGUGAUGGAUGCUCACUCUUUCUACAACUUCAUCUAUUUCAUCCUGCUCAUCAUCGUGGGCUCCUUCUUCAUGAUCAACCUGUGCCUCGUUGUCAUAGCGACCCAGUUCUCGGAGACCAAGCAGCGGGAGCACCGGCUGAUGCUGGAGCAGCGGCAGCGCUACCUGUCCUCCAGCACGGUGGCCAGCUACGCUGAGCCCGGCGACUGCUACGAGGAGAUCUUCCAGUACGUCUGCCACAUCCUGCGCAAGGCCAAGCGCCGCGCCCUGGGCCUCUACCACGCCCUGAGGAGCCGGCGCCAGGCCCCGGGGACGCCCGGCUCCGCCACGCCCGGGCCCGGCGCCAAGGAGCCCAGGCACUACAAGUUAUGCCCCCGACACAGCCCCCUGGACCCGACGCCCCACACGCUGGUGCAGCCCGUCUCCGCCAUGCUGGCCUCCGACCCUGACAGCUGCCCCUGCUGCCAGCACGACACCGGCCGGUGGCCCUCAGGCCCGGGCAGCAGCAGCGACUCAGGCCAGGAGGGCUCGGGCUCCGCGCACGCGGGGGUCGGCGAGGGUGAAGCCGGCAUGGAUGUGGCCCGCACCAGCGAGGACGGGGCCUCCUCGGAGCUGGGGAAGGAGGAUGAGGAGGGGCCGGCCGAUGGGGCGGCCCGGCUGUGCGAAGACCUGUGGCGGGAGACGCGAGCCAAGCUGCGGGGCAUCGUGGACAGCAAGUACUUCAACCGGGGCAUCAUGAUGGCUAUUCUGGUCAACACCGUCAGCAUGGGCAUCGAGCACCAUCAGCAGCCUGAGGAGCUGACCAACAUCCUGGAGAUCUGCAAUGUGGUCUUCACCAGCAUGUUUGCCCUGGAGAUGCUGCUGAAGCUGGCUGCCUUCGGGCUCUUCGACUACCUGCGCAACCCCUACAACAUCUUCGACAGCAUCAUUGUCAUCAUCAGCAUCUGGGAGAUCGUGGGGCAGGCGGACGGCGGGCUGUCGGUGCUGCGGACUUUCCGGCUGCUGCGGGUGCUGAAGCUGGUGCGCUUUAUGCCCGCGCUGCGGCGCCAGCUCGUGGUGCUCAUGAAGACCAUGGACAACGUGGCCACCUUCUGCAUGCUGCUCAUGCUCUUCAUCUUCAUCUUCAGCAUCCUUGGGAUGCACAUCUUUGGCUGCAAAUUCAGCCUGCGCACGGACACAGGAGACACGGUCCCUGACAGGAAGAACUUCGACUCCCUGCUGUGGGCCAUCGUCACGGUGUUCCAGAUCCUCACCCAGGAGGACUGGAACGUCGUCCUCUACAACGGCAUGGCUUCCACCUCCCCCUGGGCCUCCCUCUACUUCGUUGCCCUCAUGACCUUCGGCAACUAUGUGCUCUUCAACUUGCUGGUAGCCAUCCUGGUGGAGGGCUUCCAGGCGGAGGGUGAUGCCAAUCGCUCCUACUCGGACGAGGACCAGAGCUCAUCCAACAUGGAGGAGUUUGACAAGCUCCAGGAGGGCCUGGACUGCAGCGGAGAUCCCAAGCUCUGCCCAAUCCCCAUGACCCCCAAUGGGCACUUGGACCCCAAUCUCCCACUGGGUGGACAUCUGGGCCCCACUGGGGCUGCAGCAUCCGCCCCCCGCCUCUCACUGCAGCCAGACCCCGUGCUAAUGGCCCUGGGCUCCCGCAAGAGCAGUGUCAUGUCACUGGGGAGGGUGAGCUACGACCAGCGCUCCCUGUCCAGCUCUCGGAGCUCCUACUACGGGCCGUGGGGCCGCAGCGGGGCCUGGGCCAGCCGUCGCUCCAGCUGGAACAGCCUCAAGCACAAGCAACCGUCGGCGGAGCAUGAGUCCCUGCUCUCCGCUGAGCGUGGCGGCGCCCGGGGCUGCGAGGGUGCCCGGGACGAAGGCCCGCUACGGACCGCGCCCCUGCACGCCCUACACGCCCACCAUGCACAUCAUGGUCCCCACCCGGUGCAUCGUCACCGCCACCACCGCCGAACACUGUCCCUCGACACCAGAGAUUCGGUGGACCUGGCCGAGCUAGUGCCCACCGUGGGCACCCACUCCCGGGCGGCCUGGAGGACGGCGGGCCUGACCCCCGGGCACGAGGACUGCAAUGGCAGGAUGCCCAGCAUCGCCAAGGACGUCUUCACCAAGAUGGAUGACCGCCGGGAUCGCGGGGAGGAUGAGGAGGAGAUUGACUACACUCUGUGCUUCCGAGUCCGCAAGAUGAUUGACGUCUACAAGCCUGACUGGUGUGAAGUCCGCGAGGACUGGUCCGUCUACCUCUUCUCCCCCGAGAACAGGUUCCGGGUCCUGUGUCAGACCAUCAUUGCCCACAAGCUCUUUGACUAUGUCGUCCUGGCCUUCAUCUUCCUCAACUGCAUCACCAUCGCCCUGGAGCGGCCCCAGAUUGAGGCUGGCAGCACCGAACGCAUCUUCCUCACUGUGUCCAACUACAUCUUCACAGCUAUCUUCGUGGGCGAGAUGACCCUGAAGGUGGUCUCGCUGGGCCUGUACUUCGGGGAACAGGCGUACCUGCGCAGCAGCUGGAAUGUACUGGACGGCUUCCUUGUCUUCGUGUCAAUCAUUGACAUUGUGGUGUCCGUGGCCUCGGCUGGGGGAGCCAAGAUCCUUGGCGUCCUCCGGGUCCUACGGCUCCUGCGCACCCUACGGCCCCUGCGUGUCAUUAGCCGGGCACCUGGCCUGAAGCUGGUGGUGGAGACACUCAUCUCCUCCCUAAAGCCCAUCGGCAACAUCGUCCUCAUCUGCUGCGCCUUCUUCAUCAUCUUCGGCAUCCUGGGGGUGCAGCUCUUCAAGGGCAAGUUCUACCACUGUCUGGGUGUAGACACCCGCAACAUCACCAACCGCUCCGACUGCGUGGCUGCCAACUACCGCUGGGUCCAUCACAAGUACAACUUCGACAAUCUGGGCCAGGCCCUCAUGUCCCUCUUUGUGCUGGCCUCCAAGGAUGGCUGGGUGAACAUUAUGUACAAUGGACUGGACGCCGUCGCAGUGGACCAGCAGCCCGUGCCCAACCACAACCCCUGGAUGCUGCUCUACUUCAUCUCCUUCCUGCUCAUCGUCAGCUUCUUCGUGCUCAACAUGUUCGUGGGCGUCGUGGUGGAGAACUUCCACAAGUGCCGGCAGCACCAGGAGGCCGAGGAGGCGCGGCGGCGCGAGGAGAAGCGGCUGCGGCGGCUGGAGAAGAAGCGCCGGAAGGCCCAGCGGCUGCCCUACUAUGCUACCUACUGUCCCACGAGGCUGCUCAUCCACUCCAUGUGCACCAGCCACUACCUGGACAUCUUCAUCACCUUCAUCAUCUGCCUCAAUGUGGUCACCAUGUCCCUGGAGCACUACAACCAGCCCACGUCUCUGGAGACAGCCCUCAAGUACUGCAACUACAUGUUCACCACCGUCUUUGUGCUGGAGGCUGUGCUGAAGCUGGUGGCAUUUGGUCUGAGACGCUUCUUCAAGGACCGGUGGAACCAGCUGGACCUGGCCAUCGUGCUGCUGUCGGUCAUGGGCAUCACGCUGGAGGAGAUUGAGAUCAACGCGGCGCUGCCCAUCAACCCCACCAUCAUCCGAAUCAUGCGGGUCCUCCGAAUCGCCCGGGUGCUGAAGCUCCUGAAGAUGGCCACGGGAAUGCGGGCCCUGCUGGACACCGUGGUGCAAGCUCUGCCCCAGGUGGGCAACCUGGGCCUCCUCUUCAUGCUGCUCUUCUUCAUCUAUGCCGCCCUGGGAGUGGAGCUCUUCGGGAAGCUGGUCUGCAAUGAUGAGAACCCUUGUGAGGGCAUGAGCCGGCACGCCACCUUCGAGAACUUCGGCAUGGCCUUCCUCACGCUCUUCCAGGUCUCCACUGGCGACAACUGGAACGGGAUCAUGAAGGACACGCUGCGGGACUGCACGCACGAUGAGCGCAGCUGCCUGAGCAGCCUGCAGUUCGUGUCACCGCUGUACUUCGUCAGCUUCGUGCUCACGGCCCAGUUCGUGCUCAUCAACGUGGUGGUGGCCGUGCUCAUGAAGCACCUGGACGACAGCAACAAGGAGGCCCAGGAGGACGCCGAGAUGGACGCCGAGCUGGAGCUGGAGCUGGCCCAUGGCCUGGGCCCCAGCCCGCGGCCACCCGCCGGAGCCCCAGGGGCGCCCACGCCCGCCCACGGGCCAGGAGGGGCGGCCGGCGAGGGUGACCCCGAGGGCUGCCUGCGCCGAAGCUGCUACUCGCCAGCCCAGGAGAACCUGUGGCUGGACAGCGUCUCUUUAAUCAUCAAGGACUCCUUGGAGGGGGAGCUGACCAUCAUCGACAACCUGUCCGGGUCCAUCUUCCACCACUACUCCUCGCCGGCCGGCUGCGAGAAGUGUCACCAUGACAAGCAGGAGGUGCAGCUGGCCGAGACGGAGGCCUUCUCCCUGAACUCAGACAGGUCCUCGUCCAUCCUGCUUGGCGAUGACCUGAGUCUGGAGGACCCUGCAGCCUGCCCCGUCGGCCCCAGGGACGGCAAGGGCGAGCCUGACCCGCCUGAGCCCAUGCGGGUAGGGGACCUGGGCGAAUGCUUCUUCCCCUUACCCAACACGGCCGUCUCAUCGGGUCCGGAGAACUUCCUGUGCGAGAUGGAGGCCAUCCCAUUCAACCCCGUCCGGUCCUGGCUGAAACACGAGGGCAGCCAAGCACCCCCGAGCCCUUUCUCCCCGGAUGCCUCCAGCCCACUCCUGCCCAUGCCGGCCGAGUUCUUCCACCCUGCUGUGGCUGCCAGCCAGGAAGGGCAGGAGAAGGGCGCCAGAGCCGGGACCCUCCCCAAGAUCGCCCUGCAGGGCUCCUGGGCCUCCCUGCGGUCGCCGAGCGUCAACUGCACCCUCCUUCGACAGGCCACGGGGAGCGACACGUCGCUGGAGGUCAGCCGCAGCAGCUCGGCGGGCAGCCUGCAGACCACGCUGGAGGACAGCCUGACCCUGAGCGACAGUCCGCGGCGAGGGCUGGGGCCGCCGGCGUCGGUCCUGGGGCCCCGCUCCGGCCCGUCGCCCGCCGCGCGCCGCCGCCCGAGCUCGCGGGGCCGGGGCCCGUUCAGCCUGCGCGGGCUGCGGGCGCACCAGCGCAGCCACAGCAGCGGGGGCUCCACCAGCCCGGGCUGCACGCGGCACGACUCCAUGGACCCCUCGGAUGAGGAGGGCGCGGGCGGCCGGGCCGGCGGGGGCGGCGGGGGCGCGGGCAGCGAGCACUCGGAGACCCUCAGCAGCCUCUCGCUCACCUCCCUCUUCGGGCCGCCGCCCCCGCCGCCCGGCCUCCGCCCCGCGCGCCGGUUCAGCAGCGCCAGCAGCCUGGCUGCCGGGCCCGGCCGCCCCCGCGCCACCGCCGCCGGGCCCCGCGGCCUGGCCCGCAGCCCCUCCUGGGCCGCCGCCGAUCGCUGCAAGGACCCGCCGCGCCCGGCCGAGUCGGCCGUCCCCCGGGACCCGGAGGCCCCCGAACCGCAGCCCCCGUCGCCGCUGGGGCAGCAGCCGUCCGGGGACGCCGCGAGCCAGGGGAAGAGAUGAGGGCCGCCGCCCGCCCGCCCCGUUUCACCUUUCUUUACCUCAGGAGCCAGGGGCAGACAGCAAUACUUCGUCCAGUCCACCACCUGGACCUGGGCGACGCGCCAGGGGGCCGCCGUCGGGGCGGGAGGAGCAGGCCCCCCCACACACCCCUGGUGGCCGAAGCUCAGAAGGGCCCAGCUGCGGUCCUGCCCGUGCGUAUACGUGUAUACAUAUGCAUAUACAUAGAGAGAGAGAGACAUAUAUAUUUAUUUUUUCUACCGAGAGCUUAUGACUUCCAGAAAGUGCUAAAGUUGAGCAUAGCCGGUGGGGGCCCACUCCGGGGGCACUGGCGGCAGGAAUUUCUGGUGUCUCCCUCCAGGGUUGAGAGUGGCUUGGAGAGGGCUCUCAGGCCUCUGAGGGUCCCCACCGUGGCCGGGGAGACAGGCCCAGAAGAAGAGGUGGAGUUCAGGGUGCAUUUUUUCCUUUAAAGAAGAAACGCUGCUAAGAUCCCGCCCCUCUACACGUUGGGGUGUCUGUCUUGUUCCUGACCGUCUAGUUGUUGUGACAGUCCUUUAUAGAUGCCCCAGAGCACACAAACUCUUAGUCAACCAGUUAGAUGUCUUUCUUUAGAAAAACCAGGGGUGAGUCCUGGUAUUACUUUUAGAACGGGGUGGGGGUAGAAGGUGGCUCCACGACUGAGCAGGGUGGGGGGCCUCACCUUUAGGUGAGGUUCCAGGGGCUUUUGCCCCCAAGGAGCUGAGAGCAGCAGGGCUGCAGGAAGGAGAGGGACGGUGGAGGAUUAAUCAGAUGAGGUAUUUUGAGGUCAAGGGAACCCUCCUGGUCUGUGCUGGUCGGGCUGUCCCCUAGGGCUCCUGGGUUCUGACAAUCAGUGGCCGGUUACUUAUUGCCUUUUACCCCCACCCCAGGGUGGACCCUGAGCCACGGUCAUUGCUGGAGGUUGUACACACCCCUCCACCCCCUGUCCCCUGACCAACUCUGCUCCCUGCCCCCCAUCUUCCAUGGAGUUCAGGGUAAAACAGAUCUGACAGGACCCUAAGUAGGGGUAGGGGUACCUACCUGGGCCCUGGGAUCAGCUCUGGCCCCUGCACCUUCCCACGCCCGCCUGGCACCUGGAGACCCACAUCCCCACAUCCUCUCUCCCUGCUGCCUGCCUCUGAGUCUCUGUUUUAUUCCCCUUCCCAGCUUUCCCAAAGCUGCAAUACUUCUCAAAUGGGUUCCCAGACGGGUAUUUAUUUGAAUAGUUUUGCAUUUAUCAGAUGGGUAUUUAUUUGAAUAGUUGUGCAUUUAUUUCAGUACUUAUUAGGAAAAAAACCCCAGUACAUUGGACCCAUGACGUCACAUAGUGCUCAGAUCAAGGCUGGGUUUUGAGCAGUGAAUGGACUUGAAGUCAUUUUGAAGAAGAAGGCUGGGUCACGGUGAUGCAGUGAUCUGCAGACACGCAGAGGUUGUGGGGUGGGAAAGGCUGAAAGCUGGGGACUCACCACCCUUCAGCAAUAACCAGGCCCUCUGCCGGUGUGAGAGCCUCUCAAAGGCUUAGGCUGGCCCCGCUGAGGGGCCCUUGACCUUGUUCCCAAAACCUGACCUUAAAGUGUUUGGCUUUGGGCUGGGCAGACAGGUUUGGGAGAAAGGUCUUCUUGACAGGUCCUGAGUCUUCUGGGUGGCAGAGGGACCCCUGGGGUCUGGGCAUCGUGCAAAGGGAGGAGGUAACAUGGCCUGCAAAGCCUUUCCCCAAGAGCUGGUAGGGGGCAGGGUUGUUUGGUCUACUUCACACCUGAGAAAGCCAAGGUCCACCCCAGCGGGUGAAGGGGCCACCCCAGGACCCUCAGAGCCCGGGGAGCAAAGAGGCUGGGGCGCCGUGGGCGGCCAACCCCCGAGUACCCGAAAUGUGAAACAGGGACCCUGUGUUUCAAAGCAGGUGGAUUCGGAAAGUCACAGCCGGGCUGUGGGCCUCUGCUGGCAGUGGGGGGGAGUUGGGCCAUCUUGGUGGUCAGUCCUGGACUUGCCCCUGAGCCUCUGGAGCCUCCCUCUCCUCACCUGAACGUGUGAUGGUGGGCAGUCCUCUUUGAGGGGUCGCCGUGAGGCCACACAAGGCAGUGCCCACACACUCUGCACUCUCCCAGGUGGCAGCCUCUGGGGAGGGGUUGGCUGGGCCUGGGGUCAUGUUCCCUCCUGCCCCCAGGGGCCCAUUGGCUGGAGGCAGAGGCUGGGCCCUAAUCCUGAGCUGCUUGCUCCAGAGAGCCUUGCACUGGCCGCCUGGCCAUGCUGAUGGUUUCAUUACGGGGGUGCUUGCUCAUCUGGGGAAGAAGAGGGUGGCGGGUAGCCACUGCCCGGGCUCUGCCUCACCCUCCCUCCAUGAGCCAUGCCGGCCCCAGCAAUCGAGGUGGAGGGGAGGCCGCACACACAGUAGGUGUGCCCGGCAGCGUGUUCCUGGAGGGAUGUGUGUGCCAGGGGCUGGAAGAUGGCCAGUGGGGCCUGGGAGGCCCGUGUGGAGGGUGGGUGGGGUUCAAGGGGAUGGCGUCUGACUCCGGUCAGCAGCCCCCGUUUUCUGGGCUCAGGUGUCGUCGGGCGGCUCUGAGCCGUGUGCAGUGCCGCUCCAUGCACAGACCGGGGAACUGGCUUUCCUGGUGUCACCGGGUUAUCAGUGGCUGGGCACGGAACACAUCUUGGGUGUGUCUGACAUAAAGCCAUCCUUUUACUGGGAUCUGUGUGACCUCAGAACAAGCAGACACGUGGGAAGAGUGAUCCAGCUGUCACUUGAGUGAUGGUGGGAGGUCUGGUCAAAGCAGGAUGUGUCUCAGAGCUGAACAUGGAAGAUAGAAGCAUUGCCCGAGGGAGUCGUGAGAGAUGGGCUUGUUCCUGGAGGGCCUCAAAUGCUGAACCCAGGCUCUUGGUCCUGUUCCUGGGAGUUACAGGUGAUAGGGGACGAGGGAAGCUGUGGUUGGCUGGCCAGGACAAGCCCAAAUGGCUAAGGGUUGGGUGAUUAGCCCCUUUGCCCUCUCUGAUCCCGAGGCCUGUCUAUCACAAAAGCACAAACCUACCCUAACCCACGUGGCCUGGCCCUGAGGAGAGUGGGGACCCUGGUGCUGGACACCCCAAGCUGUGUGUGUGCAGAUCUCUGCAGGAUGGUGGCUGGCAGGCACCUCAACACCUAUACAAAGGGACCCAAGACCAGAUGGGACAUGGCCUGCCCUGGCCAAACCCUUUUCCUGUCCUCUUGCCAGGCCUUCUCCUGCACCAGGCAGCCCCCUAAAAGUGGACCAAAUGUGCACAGUAUCAGCCUGUCUGCCUGUCUCCCCACCCCCCAAUUCUUCCCACUGGAGCUUUCUGUUUCCAGGGCCACCUCUGGCCCCCUUUGCUGCGCUGUGUAAGGGCUUGGGGUCUUAGAAACCGCUGUUUAGCCCAGAUACACAUACUCUUUUUGUCUUUGUGCAAUAAUCAGUGUUCCUGGUGGGGCCUGGGUUGAGCCAAGGUUUGAGGAGGAGACAGAGGCCGCCUCCUCCUGGAAGCCCUCCACCCAGCCCUGCUGCUGUGACUAUCGCACUCCCAGUCGCUGCACAGUUUCUAUGGUGUGAAUAAACUUCCCUCCUAGUUGCUGAUGGCGCUGGUACCUACUGGCCCAGACCACCUGGGGUCGAGAAACCAAGUGGCAGGCGCCACCAGUGUUGUUUUGAAUAAAACCCGAAGCCUAU
Messenger RNA from Capra hircus (goat), 10388 nucleotides. RefSeq names its product calcium voltage-gated channel subunit alpha1 I (gene CACNA1I). The record is from RefSeq and is a predicted model, not a curated record. Gene Ontology annotation, biological process: calcium ion import; calcium ion transmembrane transport; membrane depolarization during action potential. Gene Ontology annotation, cellular component: voltage-gated calcium channel complex; voltage-gated sodium channel complex; neuron projection. NCBI's taxonomy places the organism in Eukaryota, Metazoa, Chordata, Mammalia, Artiodactyla, Bovidae. Gene Ontology annotation, molecular function: low voltage-gated calcium channel activity; voltage-gated sodium channel activity.